AUGUUAAAAUUAUUCACGAAUGCUAUCAAAAAGAAAACUUCUCAGGACAUAGUAGAUAUAUCCAAAGAUACGACAGAAAAUUCUGCUAAACCUUCAAACAACUAUUUUCCUGAAGUAGAAAGUACGAGUCCUAGCGUAGCUAACGAAACUAAUAGCUACGAAAAAAACAAGACCAUACUUAACGAUCAUGAAACAACUGCAUUAACUGAAAAAGCAGGGGGUACAUCGGACCGUAAACGUUCAAUAUUAAUACGUAAAGAAAGAUCUUAUUCUGGUGUUUUUCAACCUGAAUUACUUAGUCCACUCAAACCUUCGCGCCUUUAUGGUUCUCCGGAAUCAUUAUCUAGACUAUCUGAAUUUUUAAGCAGCAGUGUUUAUCAGAAUUCUUUAACUUACCUUGUCGUGCGAAAAUCUUCCUCAAGAAGUGAUAUUGAAAUUCUUUAUCCAAUUGAUAAUGUUAGAGUAGACGAAACUAUAAAGGGAACUUCUCAGAAUUGUGAAGACAUUUAUGAAAGCGAUCCAAUUUAUCAUACUAUUUAUUCAAAACAUAUAAUAUCCUCUAAAACUUCUCUUUAUCAUAGUAUUUUAAAACAAAUUUAUAAUGAUUUCACUAUACUCGAAGCAAUGCAAGUUUCUCCAGCAGGUGAGCCAACUAUUACCAUAAAAAGCGAAUGCUUUAUCGGCGCAGAUACCGAACUUCGUCGUACAGGUUCAAUCAGCAAUACCUGGCAUUUUUAUUUUGAAGGAAAAGACUAUAGAUGGAGGCCAAGUGUCUUUGGUGCAAAGGAUUGUGAUCUUAUUUGUGAAUGGAUCGAAUAUGAAGUGCAACCAUCUUUGAUUGGUUCUGCAAAGAAAAAGAAUAAAGUGAUUAUAGCGUCCUUAAAGAGACCUGAACAUUUAACUAAAGAUAAUUGGGAUGUUGUUGGUAAUCUAAAUAUUACAAAAACUGCUUGGGAAAAUGUAAAAGAUCCUCGGUCAUUAGAAAUUAUUUUAGUUCUUGGUUGUUUGAUAAUGCUGGAUGUUUCUUAA
This is a messenger RNA of Dentiscutata erythropus, 1029 nucleotides long. The record is from the annotation of a GenBank genome assembly. Lineage: Eukaryota; Fungi; Glomeromycota; Glomeromycetes; Diversisporales; Gigasporaceae.